AUGUCUCGAAAUUUACACUCCCAAAACGUUUUAGGACAGUCGCUUUUCCAAAAAAUAAACGAAUGCCGUGUGCUAAUCAUUGGAGCUGGUGGGAUCGGAUGCGAGCUAUUAAAGAAUGUGGCAAUGAGUGGUUUUCUUCAAAUCGAACUGGUUGAUCUAGAUACAGUCGAACUUUCGAAUUUAAACCGGCAAUUUUUAUUUCAAAACCAACACAUUAAGAAAUCUAAGGCAAAAGUUGCACGUGAAUCCGCAUUAAAUUUUAACCCUGAUAUGAAUAUCAUUGCGCAUCAUGCUAAUAUCAAAGACAACCAAUUUAACGUUGAAUGGUUUAAACGCUUCGAUAUUGUGAUGAACGCAUUAGAUAACCUUGAAGCUAGACGCCAUGUAAACAUGAUGUGUUUAGUUGCUGAUGUACCAUUGAUUGAAUCUGGUACAGAAGGAUAUUUAGGUCAAGUGACAGUGAUUAAAAAGGGAAUAUCUGAGUGUUAUGAUUGCCAACCUAAACCAUUAAAAAGAACUUUUCCAGUAUGUACCAUUCGAAGUACUCCCUCCCAACCUAUCCAUUGUAUCGAAUGGGCUAAAAGUUAUCUUUUUAGUCAGUUAUUUGGACUACCUGAAGAUGAAGAUGAUGAACGUUUGGAAUCAGAAAUGACGGAUGACAAUGCGAAUGAAAUAGAUAAUCUUAGAAGAGAAACGCAAGCGUUAAAGCAAAUUAGAGCAGCAAUGGGAACGCUGGACUAUCCUCAAAGAGUUUUUAGAAAGGUUUUUACCGACGAUAUAAUUCGUUUACUUAGAAUGGAAGAUAUGUGGAGAAACAGGAAACCUCCCGUACCUCUAAUAUACGAGGACAUUGUAAAUUUAGUUACGGAAGGAGAUUCUGAUUUGAAUUACAUAGAAGAUUAUAAUAUGUUGAAAGAUCAACGAAUAUGGAGUCUAGCAGAAAACUUCGUUGUUUUCUUAGAUAGCGUUCGACGCCUAAGUAAUACAUUAUUAAAAAAACAAAACAGUAAUCCAAACGCUUCGCUUUUAUUUGAUAAAGAUGAUCAGGAUGCUUUGGAUUUU
Molecule: messenger RNA, 1062 nt
Organism: Funneliformis mosseae
Lineage: Eukaryota; Fungi; Glomeromycota; Glomeromycetes; Glomerales; Glomeraceae
Source: the annotation of a GenBank genome assembly